Molecule: messenger RNA, 3364 nt
Organism: Acaulospora colombiana
Lineage: Eukaryota; Fungi; Glomeromycota; Glomeromycetes; Diversisporales; Acaulosporaceae
Source: the annotation of a GenBank genome assembly
AUGGAUAGCGUAGAAACUAGCGAUAACUCAAAUUCGGCUACUCCGAAUCUUAAAGUAAAUAGCUCCGACGGCCUUGGACCUGACAUCGUGGUGUCUUCUCCAGUGACACAAUCACCACGACGUACCAUAUACAUUUCCGCCGCGUUAAUAAAAAAACAACUGCAAGAUCAGUUAAACGAAAAUGUACUUCAAAUAGAGAAGACCGCCAAUUUGGGUAAUGCUCUGGUACGACAAAAAAACGAAUUGGAGGAAAGAAUCAAGGAGCUCGAUAAAACUGAAGAUGACGAAGUACCUCAGGAUCUUAAAGAUAGAAUAGCCGCACUCGAACAAGAUGCGAAGGCACUAAACGCAAAUACUGCAGAAAUCCUUGUUGGUUCCAAAGGUCUAGCACUGGGAGGAUCGGAUAUAAAUUCUCCGGGUUCGUCGGUCUCCACACCUACCUCAGAACCAAGCUCCACGCCGACAAGUACACUGAAAGGAAAAAGCAGGUACGAAAAUAAGAAAGGAAAACCUCCAAAGAGGGACAUAGAAUUAGCGGCAGAAAUAGGGCAUGGUUUGCUACAAGAAGUCAAGCGUUUAACGAUAUUACUGCAAGAAAAAGAAGAGGGGAUAAAAAAACUUGAAAUAGAUAAAGCUGAAUUGGAGCGCGUUAUUGAAAUUCUUACAAAACAAGUUCGGUCAAAAGAAGAGGCAGAAGCACAACUUAAGGAUGCUAAUUGGAACCUCGAAUUGAUGCGGCAAGAUCUUACUAACCAGUUAGAAGACCUUCAACAGCAACUAAAUAGAGCACGCAACGAUUAUACGAAAAUAGAAAAGGCUCUUGCCACUGCAACUGAUGUUAUAGAGCAACUCAAAGACAAAGAAGAGAAAUUGAUAACAAACCUCGAAAAUUUGAGUAAUCGACAUGAAAAGGAUAUGGCCAAUAAUCGAAGGCAUGUCACCGCUCUUAAUCGAGAGAAAAAUGAUUUAUUAAAAGCGGUUGGUGAUUUGAAGGCUCAACUUGAUUCUGUUGCGGCCACAAGAAAUAUAAGAAAACGCACCCCGGAACCAGGCGCGGAGCCUUCGGUUGGGGAUGGCGAGCCGUCCUCUAACCUUGAGACUUCAGGAAUUCCAGCAGCUUUGCAAGGUAAAAAUCUAAGUCUUGAGGAGACUUUGAAGGCACUUAGUGUGGCUUACCGCAUGAUUGGCAGCCUUCGAGCGAACCUCCAAAAAGAAAAGAGUGAAAAGUAUGAGGUUAAGAAGCUUCUUUCAGAUAGUCAGGAACAGAUUGAAAUGAUGCGCUAUGAAUUGGAUGAUUUAUCCGCUAUGAACCAGAAGAAACUAUCUGGAAUAGGAAAUGGACACUCAGAUAUUCUCGUAAACGAGGACUCACAAUCUGGAGAUGAUGAUAUUAUUGCCGUUGAAGAGGGAGAUGAAGAGACAUUCAUUGAUAAGAAUAAUCGUCCAUCAUCAGAUAUCCUGACUAGUUCUAAAGUAAAUAGAAGUCCUUCAACUCGAUCAUCUAAAUCACCUCGAAUGUCAGCUAUCUCCCAGAACAUAGAAAUUGAAGAAUUUAUUGAUAGUAAUUCGAACAACAGAGAAUCGGUAGUUAGUGCAAGGGGCGGUCUGAAGGAUGGUGAUUAUGAAAUUAUAGAGAACCAAAAAUCUUCCCAAGGUGAAGAUGAACAAGAUGAAUCAACUCCACAUCCGGAAAUCGAUGAUGAUGCCUCAUCCGUUAAUUCUUUCGAGUCGGCAAUUGAGACGAAUGCGGAUUCUAAAAGGGGAUCUGCUUCAUCGAGAAGAGAUUCGAACAUUCCCACUUCAAAACGUUCAUCAAAACGAGAUACCCCGCAAUUACAUAAAAAAGAUUCAACUAAAACAGCUAACGUUUUAACUUCCGAAGAGUCUAAUAUUCCAAACAAGACAUUUAGAAACGUUGAAGUGCAGACAGAUCCAAUGGCGGCGCGAAGCGAUUCACUUUCAACAAUUUAUACGGGUAAGUUUACGUUUGGAAACAGAGACACUAUUUUUGACAUGCAAGGGUCAAAUAAUGACGAUCAAAACACUCGACAAUCGAUUCUACUUUCACCCGACGAUAAUAAUGUCGAUAUUAAACGAUUCACCCUUGACCUAAGUUCGCAAUCAGGCCAACAGAGAGAUAUUCACAAUCAACAAGGACAGCCUUUAAAAAAUAACGAGACUGAAGGUUCUCACUUUAAUAACCAACAAGACAGAAAUGGAGUUCCACAGAAUUCAGACAAACCCACUGACCAAGUUAGUGGUUUAGCUCCUCCACCACGUCCCUCAAUCGGUCCUCCGUCAUCCAUAAAUACUCAACGUCCCGCAUCUGUGGAUUUCGGACAACAGGCUGGAUCACCAAAAAUUUCACAGUUCCUUAACAGUAUUCCGGGACAAAAAGGAUCAGACAGCUUACGCGACAACACUUUAUACUCAAAUGGAAGCCGAUCAAGAGGAAUUAACAACGGUACCGAAGUUUCUCAUCAUCACACGCCUAGCUCGGGUUCAGUGUCAACUGCAAGUAGUGCCUCCACAUCUGCAGAUGUAGCUGGUCGACGAUCUGAUUCGUCACAUCAGGAGAUUGGUGGACCUGCGACUGGAACAACAGGCACAGAUCCAAACAUUAUUCACGCUAUUACCCAAACAAUGAUUGGAGAAUACUUGUGGAAGUAUACAAGACGUAACUUUGGAGGUAUAUCUGAAAAGCGACAUAAAAGAUUCUUUUGGGUUCACCCUUACACAAAAACUCUAUACUGGAGUAACAAAGACCCAGGAAGUUAUGAACCUACCGAUCCAAAGUCAAAAAGUGGAAUGUCAUACUUCGCAUAUAUCGAGGCUGUCGAUCAAGUAGUUGAUCACAAUCCUUCUCCACCUGGUAUAUAUCAUAUGAGUCUGGUCAUAAAGACCCCUGAACGCGAAUUGAAGUUUACUGCCCCCUCUAAAGAGAGGCAUGAUUAUUGGUAUCAGGCCUUAAGCUAUUUGCUACAACGACAUGAUGAGACUGGUCAGGUUGGUCAAGGUCAGACGGCUGGACGACCGUCAAAAACCGGUUCGGAUCCAUGGGAUAACCAAUCGCACUCUCAUAACCUGCAUACCAGUACAUCACCCAACGGUUCGUUAAAAGGAAAUAAUGUCAGGGAGGUUAAGAAAAAGUCAAGUUUCAGUAAACUUCAAUCAAUGUUUCGUCGACAAGACGCAUCAUCUUCUUUACCCAACUCCCCACUGUCAUCAGAAUUCGUCGAUGGUCAACCUCAACAAUUAGUUGUUCCAAGUUCUUCUCAGGGUGAGUUAGAUGAUGAAGACGAAGAUUUGGAAAAUGUGCGACAAUGUUGUGAUGGAAAGCAUGAUGUGAGCAAAUUGGAGAAAG